AGUGGCGGGCGCCCAGGCAGAUGCGAUCCAGCGGCUCUGGGGGCGGCAGCAGCAGUGGCAACUGGCACCUUGCGCUGCUUCUGUCCAGGGGUUCUCGGGGCAGUAAGACGCUUUCCGUCCGCCCCCUGGCCAGUCAACAAAACUGAGGGCGCUGCUGGUAGGUGAAGAGGGGGCUGGCUACAGUGCGGGCUCCUCUGCCCGGAAUGUUUUCAUUAGGCGGCAGCGGCCGGGGCCGCCCGGGUGCUUGUGAGUGAACUCCGAGGAACCAAGACGUCGGUGACAGCAAGGACGCUGCAAACUUGCGCGCGUGGUAGCAGCGAGAGCCUCCUUCUCCGCAACGCAGAGCUCGCGUUCACGCCCAGAAGUUCAGCGGGCAGGGUGAUCGAUCCGAAGACUUCCUGCUGCGGAGGUCACUUGAGGGGGCGCUAGAAAGCAGCCCCCUCCGGUGGUCCUUGCCUAGACCUGGGAAGGAGCGCAGUGGAGGUGACAGGAGCGGAGGACGUUGGACAAGACAGUCACUGACUCGGAGCCGCGGUUCGCAGCCUGGAAAGUUGCAGAAGAUUGGAGGCUAAAAGGAGAGCUCUGGUCGCCGAGGGCUCCUUGAACGGUACCUAUCUGCCGCCUCCCUCAACCAUAGUAAUUUCUCUGGUCCCCGAGCGAAGGCCUCUACAAAUGGGGCGCAGCAUGGCGAGAGGCUCAAGAUCCAGCUGUUGAACCCAAGGUGUCUCACUGUCUCCUAACUCCCCCCUGACUUUCUCUUCCGUUUUGCUGAGAACCCUUCUCGCCUCCUUGUAGCUUGGGGAAAGCAGGGCGCUCUAUAGUGUACACACAGUCCCUGAGAUCUAGUGGAAGGAGCCGUUCAGGACCGAGGACUAUUUGGAGCCCUUUCCUGUUUUGGGGAGAGUGAAGGGCGAGGCUGGACCAGGAGGGGAAGGGAGGCUAGUGUAAACUCGCCCUCCGGCGGAAUGGGAGCUCUUGGGUUCCUGUGGCUGCUGCCGCCGCUGCUUUUGGCAGCAGCCUCAUACUCCGGAGCUGCGACCGAUCAGCGCGCGGGUUCCCCAGCCUCAGGGCCGCCUCUGCAGCCCCGUGAACCGCUCAGUUAUUCGCGCCUGCAGAGGAAGAGUCUGGCAGUGGACUUCGUGGUGCCCUCGCUCUUCCGCGUCUAUGCCCGAGACCUGCUGCUGCCGCAGCCACCGUCCCCCUCGGAGCCCGGGGCUGGAGGGCUGGAGGCGCGGGGAUCACUGGCUCUGGAUUGCGAUCCUCUGCUCAGGCUGCUGGGUCCACCGCCUGGAAUCUCCUGGCCAGAGGGAGCCAGUUCUGGUCCCGAGGCGGGUCCGACGCUGUCCAGGGUGCUGAAGGGAGGCUCGGUGCGCAAGCUCAGGCGUGCCAAACAGCUGGUGCUGGAGCUGGGCGAGGAGACGAUCCUUGAAGGCUGCAUUGGUCCCCCAGAGGAGGCAGCGGCUGUGGGGAUACUCCAGUUCAACCUCAGCGAGCUGUUCAGCUGGUGGAUUCUCCACGGCGAAGGGCGGCUGAGGAUCCGCCUGAUGCCUGAGAAGAAGGCAUCGGAAGUAGGCAGGGAGGGAAGACUAUCCACUGCGAUCCGAGCCUCCCAGCCCCGCCUUCUCUUCCAGAUCUUCGGGACCGGUCACAGUUCCUUCGAGUCAUCCUCAGAAAUGCCUUCUCCUCCUGGUAACUUCAUGUGGAAUCUGACCUGGACAAUGAAAGACUCCUUCCCUUUCCUUUCCCACCGCAGUCGAUAUGGUCUGGAGUGCAGCUUUGACUUCCCCUGUGAGCUGGAAUAUUCUCCUCCCCUCCAUGACCGUGGGAACCAGAGCUGGUCCUGGCGCCGUGUGCCCUCUGAGGAGGCCUCUAGGAUGAACUUGUUGGAUGGGCCAGAGGCAGAGCUUUCUAAUGAGAUGCCCAGAGGCUCCUUCCUCCUCCUGAACACCUCUGCAGAUUCCAAGCAUACCAUUCUGAGCCCAUGGAUGAGGAGCAGUAGUGACCACUGUACGCUGGCUGUCUCGGUGCACAGACAUCUUCAGCCUUCUGGGAGAUAUGUUGCCCAGCUCCUGCCCCACAACGAAGCUGGAAGAGAGAUUCUUCUGGUGCCUACCCCAGGGAAACAUGGCUGGACAGUGCUGCAUGGGAGAAUCGGGCGCCCAGCAAACCCAUUUCGAGUAGCCCUGGAAUACAUCUCCAGUGGAAACCGGAGCUUGUCAGCGGUGGAUUUCUUUGCCCUGAAGAACUGCAGUGAAGGAACAUCCCCAGGCUCCAAGAUGGCCUUGCAGAGUUCCUUCACUUGUUGGAAUGGAACAGUCCUCCAGCUUGGGCAAGCCUGUGACUUUCACCAGGACUGUGCCCAAGGAGAAGAUGAGGGCCAGCUGUGCAGUAAACUUCCUGCUGGUUUUUAUUGUAACUUCGAAAAUGGCUUCUGUGGCUGGACCCAAAGUCCGCUCUCACCCCAUAUGCCCCGGUGGCACGUAAGGACCCUAAAGGAACCCCGUUACCAGGGCCACCAAGGCCAGGCCCUGUUGCUCAGCACCACUGACGUCCCCACUUCUGAAAGUGCAACAGUGACCAGUGCUACAUUCCCUGCACCAAUGAAGAACUCUCCUUGUGAGCUCCGGAUGUCCUGGCUCAUCCGAGGAGUUUUAAGAGGAAAUGUAUCUUUGGUGCUGGUGGAGAACAAAACUGGAAAGGAGCAAAGCCGAAAGGUCUGGCAUGUUGCCACCAAUGAAGGCUUAAGCCUGUGGCAGUGGACAGUGCUGUCUCUCCUGGAUGUGACUGACAGGUUCUGGCUGCAAAUAGUCACAUGGUGGGGUCCAGGAUCCAGGGCAACCGUGGCAUUUGACAACAUUUCCAUCAGCCUCGACUGCUACCUCACCAUCAGUGGGGAGGAAAAAAUGCCCCUGAAUGCAGUACCUAAAUCCAGAAAUCUGUUUGAGAAAAACCCAAACAAGGAGCCAAAAUCCUGGGCGAACAUAUCAAGACCCACUCCCAUCUUCGACCCUACAGUUCAUUGGCUGUUCACCACGUGUGGGGCCAGUGGACCUCAUGGCCCCACACAGGCACAGUGCAACAAUGCCUACCAGAACUCCAACUUGAGCGUGGUGGUGGGAAGCGAAGGGCCCUUGAGGGGCAUCCAGAUUUGGAAAGUGCCGGCUACUGACACCUACAGUAUCUCGGGCUAUGGAGCAGCUGGUGGGAAAGGUGGGAAGAACACCAUGAUGCGGUCCCAUGGAGUGUCUGUCCUGGGCAUCUUCAAUCUGGAGAAGGACGACACACUCUACAUUCUUGUCGGUCAGCAAGGGGAGGAUGCCUGUCCCAGGGCAAACCAGCUAAUCCAGAAAGUCUGUGUUGGCGAGAACAAUGUCAUAGAAGAAGAGAUCCGAGUGAACAGAAGCGUGCACGAGUGGGCAGGAGGAGGAGGAGGUGGGGGUGGAGCCACCUACGUGUUUAAGAUGAAAGAUGGAGUGCCUGUACCCCUGAUCAUUGCAGCCGGUGGUGGUGGCAGGGCCUAUGGGGCCAAGACAGAAACGUUCCACCCAGAGAGACUGGAGAAUAACUCCUCAGUUCUAGGGCUGAACGGCAAUUCCGGAGCCGCAGGUGGUGGAGGCGGCUGGAAUGAUAACACUUCCUUCCUCUGGGCCGGAAAGUCUUUGCUGGAGGGUGCUGCCGGAGGACAUUCCUGCCCCCAGGCCAUGAAGAAGUGGGGGUGGGAGACAAGAGGGGGUUUCGGAGGGGGUGGAGGGGGGUGCUCCUCAGGUGGAGGAGGCGGAGGAUAUAUAGGUGGCAACGCAGCAUCAAACAAUGACCCCGAAAUGGAUGGGGAAGAUGGGGUUUCCUUCAUCAGUCCAUUGGGUAUCCUGUACACCCCGGCCUUAAAAGUGAUGGAGGGCCAUGGGGAAGUGAAUAUCAAGCAUUAUCUAAACUGCAGUCACUGUGAGGUAGACGAAUGUCACAUGGACCCUGAGAGCCACAAAGUCAUCUGCUUCUGUGACCAUGGGACUGUGCUGGCUGACGAUGGCGUCUCCUGCAUUGUGUCGCCCACCCCGGAACCCCACCUGCCGCUCUCAUUGAUCCUCUCCGUCGUGACCUCUGCCCUGGUGGCUGCCCUCGUUCUGGCAUUCUCUGGCAUCAUGAUUGUGUACCGCCGGAAGCACCAGGAGUUGCAAGCUAUGCAGAUGGAGCUGCAGAGCCCAGAGUACAAACUGAGCAAGCUACGGACCUCGACCAUCAUGACCGACUACAACCCCAAUUACUGCUUUGCUGGCAAGACCUCAUCCAUCAGUGACCUGAAGGAGGUGCCACGGAAAAACAUCACCCUCAUCCGGGGCCUAGGCCAUGGCGCAUUUGGGGAGGUGUAUGAAGGCCAGGUAUCUGGAAUGCCCAAUGACCCAAGCCCUCUACAAGUGGCUGUAAAGACGCUGCCGGAAGUGUGUUCAGAACAAGAUGAGCUGGACUUCCUCAUGGAAGCUCUGAUCAUCAGGGAUAUUGCUGCUAGGAACUGUCUGCUGACCUGCCCAGGAGCUGGGAGAAUAGCAAAGAUUGGAGACUUUGGGAUGGCCCGAGAUAUCUACAGGGCCAGCUACUACAGGAAGGGAGGCUGCGCCAUGCUGCCGGUAAAGUGGAUGCCCCCAGAAGCCUUCAUGGAAGGAAUAUUCACCUCUAAGACAGAUACAUGGUCUUUUGGAGUGUUGCUGUGGGAAAUAUUUUCUCUCGGAUAUAUGCCAUACCCCAGCAAGAGCAACCAGGAAGUUCUGGAGUUUGUCACCAGUGGAGGACGGAUGGACCCGCCUAAGAACUGCCCCGGGCCUGUAUACCGGAUAAUGACUCAAUGCUGGCAGCAUCAGCCUGAAGACAGACCCAACUUUGCCAUCAUUUUGGAGAGGAUCGAAUACUGCACCCAGGACCCUGAUGUCAUCAACACAGCUCUGCCCAUUGAAUACGGGCCAGUAGUAGAAGAGGAGGAGAAAGUGCCCAUGCGCCCCAAAGACCCCGAGGGGAUGCCUCCUCUGCUGGUGUCUCCCCAGUCUGCAAAGCAUGAAGAGGCGUCGGCAGCCCCCCAACCCGCAGCCCUGGCGGCACCAGGCCCAUUGGUGAAGAAGCCCCCGGUUGCGGGCGCGGGAGCCGGCGCGGGCCCGGUGCCCCGAGGUGCAGAGAAUCGGGGCCAUGUGAACAUGGCGUUCUCUCAGCCCAACCCUCCCCCGGAGCUGCACAAAGGCCCAGGCUCCAGAAACAAGCCGACCAGCCUGUGGAACCCCACCUAUGGCUCCUGGUUUACCGAGAAGCCUGCCAAAAAGACCCAUCCCCCGCCGGGCGCCGAGCCGCAGGUGCGGGCAGGAGCGGCCGAGGGUGGCUGGACCGGGCCGGGGGGAGCGGGGCCCCGCAGAGCCGAGGCUGCGCUGCUGCUCGAGCCAUCGGCACUGAGCGCCACCAUGAAGGAGGUGCCGCUCUUCAGGCUGCGCCACUUCCCCUGCGGCAACGUCAACUAUGGUUACCAGCAACAGGGUCUUCCCUUGGAAGCCACCGCUGCCUCGGGGGACACAGUGCUAAAAAGCAAGAAUAAGGUCACCCAGCCAGGACCCUGAGCCCUGUGCCCCACUAGCUUUUCCCCCUGGCAGAGCAGGAGCCCACCCAGAGGGAGAUGGACAGAAUGGCUCCACCACAAACCCGAGACCAAAUGUCACUCACUUUCAUUUUUGUGCCAACUUGUUUUGAAGUGCCACAUUUAAAAAAAGAAAAAGAAAAGAAAAAAAGGAAAACUUGUGUUUUCAAGAUGUGUUAGAAGGGUUUUUGAGCAUGGGUUCAUCUAUCCUCUCAAAAGAAGAAAAUGCCAUUCUCAAAAAAGCGAUCAGUGCAAGGCCCAGAUUGGUUGCAUAAAGUUUUCGUGCAUGGCCUGCUGUACAGUCCCCUAAGGCUUCUUUCCGAUUUUUUUGUGUGUUCUCUGCUUCCGUGUAGUCAGAAGUAGCUGCUUCCACGUCUCAUAGGGGGAGUUGUAGGUGUUUCCUUGCCUUGUGGAUCUGAACCAUUUGAGGGGGCGAGGGAACAGAAAUAUAGGAAUUAAUUUCAAUGACUCAGCAUGGGGAGAGACGUUAUUUACUUGGAAAAGAAAUAUCAUAAGCUGACAUCCCUGUGGGUGGUGGUUAGAGGCUUUUAAUUGUUCUAACUCAUUGCCUAUUGUAAAAAACAAAAAAACAAAAAUGUCGUGACUAGUUUGUAGUAUAGUGAAAAACGUGUAUAUAUUCAUCUAAGCAAAAUGCAUCCAUCACAAGUGCUUUGCAUAUGAAACUCCAGUAGAGACACAACGAUUCAAACACCCUGUUAACAUACCUCAUGCCUUAAGAAAAAUCUGCCUACUGAAAAUAAAAAUACCGCGUGUGAGGUUUCCUACUGGAUUUAAAACUCAAGAUUGAAAUUACUUUCACACUUUCCAUUCAUUCAGAUCUGAUCACUUUUUAAAACUCAAGUAGCAACGACACAUAGAAGCAUAGGAAGAUACCUGUUUGUGGACAUGUAUAUCAACACAUCUGAGGCCCAGCCUUUGCCAGAGUUCCUCCCCUCCACGAUGCACUGGGCCAUUAGACUAACAGUCUUCCAGUGGUCUAGACCGAAGUCAGUCCUUCCUCAGUUCUCCCAAGCUCUCUCCCCCUUAGCCAUGAGAUCCUUGUUUGCUGGGAACACAAACAUGAUUUAAUACUCAUAGCAUAAUUUAUAUAGAUCUCAAAUGCAGAUUACAACAAAGCAUUUGGAAUUAAAGAUUGCUUGGAGAGUUGAGGUCAAUGCUGUGUUUCAGUGGGUGUUCUGAACCUGGCUUUCACAGACGAAAUUUAUUUCUAUGAAAUGGAAUCGGGAACCCAUUAAAUUUUAUACACAUGCUUAUGCAAUACUGAGUUUAUCUGUAUGUUUUCAUUUCCCCUAUCUCUGCUUUGUAUUCUCAUGUCCAGUUUUGUUCUCAGUGGAAGCCAUGAUGAAGUAUCUCUUUGGAGGGAAAAAUUUUCGUUACUCGCUAAGUACAAAGCAUUUCCAAGCAUAGGGACCGUGUGUGUGUGUGUGUGUGUGUGUGUGUGUGUGUGCGCGCCUUUCUCCUCAUCUUCUCCACUCUGUCCACUGCAAAAGUGUCACUUUGAGUGUAGGAGAGCCAAUGUGUUCUACUAUGCCAAUUCCAGACAACUGUUCAGUUUCCAUAAGGCAGUGUCUGGCCCUCGAAUUGAUUCCGAACAUCUAAAGAUUCUAUGAUAUACCCCAGGGACCACUUUCCCAUAACUUCCCCAAAAAUUUCCCAUGAGAUGUCCCUGAAGCUGGAAGACAGAUGCACAGCUGUGAAUAACAGUUCUGAAAAACGUUAUCCGUAAAGUUUCGGUUUGUGCAAAAAACAAAAAAAAAAAAAAAAAUAGGCACACAACCAAAAAACCUUGUUCCAGCUCACAAACCACCCAAGGGGAUUCCAGAGUCUCACUUUGAGAAACACUGUCCUGAAGGCUGAUGCCAGAGGAGCAGUAACGGAGAAAACAGCUCCGUUUUCUAACUGCAACAUCUCUAGUCACUAACCAACGAGGCAAUGUGUGCCGCGUGGCUGAAGAGUGAGCUCUGUCCUUAAUGGGGGAAUUUUGUCCCUUUCUGCUCUAAAAAUCUACAGAUUCAGGUUGUGCCUUACUACCACUGAUGGAUUUGUUGCUUUUCUGUCUUUAUUGGUAUCAAUGUUCGCGUAAAUGAUGGUCAAACCUUCAAGCCUGUGUACAUGGAUAAGUAAAUAAACAACUCCAUACUGAGCCAUGA
Mastomys coucha (southern multimammate mouse) is the source of this 7779-nucleotide messenger RNA. RefSeq names its product ALK receptor tyrosine kinase (gene Alk). Gene Ontology annotation, molecular function: protein binding; transmembrane receptor protein tyrosine kinase activity; ATP binding. The transcript has 27 exons. The record is from RefSeq and is a predicted model, not a curated record. Lineage: Eukaryota; Metazoa; Chordata; Mammalia; Rodentia; Muridae. The coding region runs from base 966 to 5591 and encodes 1541 amino acids. Gene Ontology annotation, biological process: cell surface receptor protein tyrosine kinase signaling pathway; positive regulation of kinase activity; regulation of cell population proliferation. Gene Ontology annotation, cellular component: signaling receptor complex; membrane.